AUGUCGGCAAUGCCCUCGUCAUCGUUUGACUCGAAAGAGGUGUCUGUCACGACUACGACGAAGGUGCCGAUCCCGACAAAAACACAGCAUGGAACAAGUAGAGCUUUAGAUGCGGGUGGCGCAAUAGAGUAUACGAAGGGAGACACCGUUACCCAUGGAACUGCUCAAUGGACGAAGAAGGAAGAGGAGGAGUUGGUUCGAAGGCUCGAUCGUGGUAACUUCGGACAAGCACUUUCGGGCGGAAUGCUUGAUGAUCUCGAUCCAUCAACCAAUCAAUAUAACUACGGCAUGACGAUAUUCUAUAUUUGCUUCCCGUGUGCAGUCUGCAGAGGUGCCCUCACAAAUGGUCGCUACUGUGUACUUAAAAAGCUCGGUCCCGAUAUCGGACAGGUGGACGGUAUGGUUGCCUUAUGCCUCCGGCGGUCUUCCCUUUGUGUUGACGAUAGGGUGGAGCCGCCCCUGCCCUGCGCGCCGACGGCCGAGGGCGGAGUGUUUUCUCGGGCCGAUUAUUCCCGGUCUUGGCCAUGGCCCAAGCGGGGGUCCAAGCGCUUUUUGGGAUCUGGCGGAUGCCCCGACUGGCGACCUUCGCGAAGGAGGCAGACUUCGUCUCACGGCUGUUGUUCGGUUCGGACUUCGGAGGGGUGUCCAUCCGAUUUCACGGAAGAGGCCGUCUUCAUGUAG
Messenger RNA from Penicillium bovifimosum, 681 nucleotides. RefSeq lists its product as uncharacterized. The transcript is spliced from 3 exons. Bases 1 to 681 code for a protein of 226 amino acids. The record is from RefSeq and is a predicted model, not a curated record. Lineage: Eukaryota; Fungi; Ascomycota; Eurotiomycetes; Eurotiales; Aspergillaceae.